UGUCGUGCUUUUACUUUCAAAAUACAAACAACCUUUUUCAUUUUAAUAUUUUGACCUAAAGCUGGUUCUUUCAAAUUUCGUAUACAUUUCACAAACCAGGGAAAGAAGACUGAUCUACUGCCAGUUUGAGCACCAUGUGUUUCAAUGAGCUGGAGGGUCGCUCCCUGCUCCCUGAUUGCCACAUCGCCAAUAGAGUGUUCCUAUACACCUUUCUGCAUUCUCUCCAGGAAGAGGAUCGUCGGCCGGAGGACGUAGAUGUCGAGUUUCGGGAUCGCUACACUGUAUUCCGCGAGGUGCUGCCCAACUUUCCGGUGCCACAACAUGGUAUUCCCAGGAUUCAAGCUUACAUAGAGCAGGUACAGAAUACUGGCAGCACGAACCCCAACAGCUCUGGGCGAGAGACCAGUGAUUCCAGCCUGGACAGCGAUCCCCACCAGGGCGCCACUUCUGCCAACGGGAUGGACUAAGCUCGUUUAUCAUCACUCGACCAGAUAAAUUUGAAAAGUGAAACCUUUGUCUUUCGUUAAAUGUCUGCCAAGUUGCGUUAAAUGUAACGAAAGUAAAAUCUGACCAUUAAAUGUUCAACCAUAAAAAAAGAAAA
Molecule: messenger RNA, 601 nt
Organism: Drosophila biarmipes
Lineage: Eukaryota; Metazoa; Arthropoda; Insecta; Diptera; Drosophilidae
Exons: 1
Coding region: 135-467 (110 amino acids)
Source: RefSeq, a predicted model, not a curated record